This is a messenger RNA of Rasamsonia emersonii CBS 393.64, 1722 nucleotides long. RefSeq names its product Heat shock protein (Sti1). The record is from RefSeq and is a predicted model, not a curated record. The transcript is spliced from 5 exons. Bases 1 to 1722 code for a protein of 573 amino acids. NCBI's taxonomy places the organism in Eukaryota, Fungi, Ascomycota, Eurotiomycetes, Eurotiales, Trichocomaceae. Gene Ontology annotation, molecular function: Hsp90 protein binding.
AUGGCGGACGCAUUGAAGGCGGAGGGCAACAAGGCCUUCUCUGCAAAGGACUAUCCCACGGCCAUUGACAAAUUUACACAAGCCAUUGCUCUUGAGCCGGACAACCAUGUCCUCUAUUCUAACCGAUCCGCGGUCUAUGCGGCCCAGUCGGAGUACCAGAAGGCGCUCGACGAUGCCAACAAGGCUACAGAGCUGAAGCCUGACUGGGCCAAGGGGUGGAGCAGGAAGGGAGCUGCCCUGCGUGGACAGGGAGAUCUUCUCGGAGCUCUCGAUGCAUAUGAGCAGGCCUUGAAGCUCGAACCCAACAAUGACCAAUUCAAAUCUAGCGUGGAGUCUGUCAAGAGGGCAAUCAAUGGGGAGGCCAAAGCGGACGGCUUUCCUGGAAAUCUCUUCAAUGAUCCGCAGCUCUUCCAGAAACUGGCCAACAACCCCAAGACAUCUCACUUGUUGGCGGACCAUGAAUUCAUGUCAAAGCUGCAGCGGUUGAGGCAGAACCCAAGCAGCAUGGGAGACGAGUUGCGGGAUCCCAGAUUCCUCCAGGUCAUGAGCGUCCUUUUGGGCAUCGACAUGCAGUUCGGUGGCGCUCCGGGCGCAGGGGGUCCAUCAGGUGCCGCUGCUGAAGCAGAGGAGGAUGUGCCUAUGCCGGAUGCCUCUCGUCCCAAGCCUGAGGAGCCCAAGAAGGAGCCCGAGCCCGAGCCUGAGCCCGAAGAUGAAGAGACCAUCGCCAAGAAGAAGGCGCAGGAGGCUGGUGACGCUGAGAAGAAAAUAGGCAACGACUUCUACAAGAAGAGGCAAUUCGAUGAGGCCAUUGAACACUACAACAAGGCCUGGGAACUCAACAAGGAUGUCACCUAUCUGAACAACAUCGGGGCUGCCAAGUUCGAGAAGGGUGACUACAAGGGGGCCAUCGAGGUCUGUGAACAGGCCGUCAGCGAAGGUCGGGAGCUGAAGGCUGAUUUCAAGACCAUUGCCAAAUCCUUUGCACGAAUUGGAACGGCAUACGAGAGACUGGGCGACCUUACUAAGGCUAUCGAAUACUACAACCGAUCACUCACUGAGCACCGUACCGGGGAUGUCCUGACCAAGCUGCGCGCUGCAGAAAAGGCCAAGAUCAAGGCGGAGAGAGAUGCCUAUAUCAACCCGGAGGAAGCGGAGAAGGCCCGUGAGCUUGGCCAGAAGAAGUUCCAGGAUGCCGAUUACCCUGGUGCCGUCGACGCCUUCACUGAGAUGACCAAACGGGCUCCUGACGACCCGCGUGGAUACUCCAACCGUGCGGCAGCCCUCAUCAAGCUGAUGGCGUUCCCUCAGGCGGUGCAGGACUGCGAUGAAGCCAUCAAGCGGGACCCCAAGUUUAUCCGUGCAUACAUCCGCAAGGGCCAGGCACUCUUGGCCAUGAAGGAGUACAGCAAGGCUCUCGAUGCCCUCACGGAAGCGCAAGAGCAGGAUGAAAAGGGCCAGCACACGCGGGAGAUUGAACAACAGCAGCAGAAGAUUAUGGAGGCGCAAAUAGCCGCCCGCGCUGGCGAGACGGAGCAGGAAACAGCCGAGAGAAUUCAGAAGGACCCGGAGAUCAUGUCUAUCCUCCAGGACCCUGUCAUGCAGAGUAUCCUGCAGCAGGCCCGGAGCGACCCUGCUGCCCUUCAGGAGCACAUGAAGAACGCGCACGUGCGGAGCAAGAUUCAGAAGCUCAUCGCGGCUGGUGUCAUCCGGUUGGGACGGUGA